This is a messenger RNA of Malus domestica (apple), 2011 nucleotides long. It is a transcript of the gene COL9, whose product is annotated as zinc finger protein CONSTANS-LIKE 9-like. NCBI's taxonomy places the organism in Eukaryota, Viridiplantae, Streptophyta, Magnoliopsida, Rosales, Rosaceae. Gene Ontology annotation, molecular function: protein binding; zinc ion binding. The record is from RefSeq and is marked provisional.
UUUUCCAUCUCCACAUAAGAAAGAACAAGAAAUUUGGGAGAAAAAAACCCCAAAAAACCCAAAAAGUUCAUAUCUUUGGGAGCCCUUCAGAAAUAUCAAAAGCUGUUUGUCUACAGAUCUUAUCCCCCUCUCCCUUUCUCUUGGUUGUAGUGAGAUACACUCAGCAGAAUUGUGGUCUUUUUGAGAAGCUAGUUUCGGUUGGAUUCGUAUUCAAUUUGGAUAAUUUGGAGAAGUUUUGAUUAGAAGAGGAGAGGAAAAAGUUGAAACAUGGGUUACAUGUGUGACUACUGCCAGGUUCAAAGGUCCAUGGUGCACUGCCGGUCUGAUGCGGCAUGCUUGUGUUUAUCGUGCGACAGAAAUGUCCACUCCGCAAAUGCCCUGUCUAGGCGUCACUUGAGAACACUUAUUUGCGAAAGAUGCAAUUCACAGCCUGCAUUAGUUAGAUGCACAGAAGAGAGAGUGUCUCUUUGUCAGAAUUGUGAUUGGAUGGGUCACCAAGCAUCUACUUCAGCUUCUGGACAUAAGAGGCAAACCCUCAACUGUUACUCCGGCUGCCCAUCAUCUGCCGAACUGUCGUCUAUCUGGUCAUUCGUAUCAGAUUUACCUUCUAACGGAGAAUCUGCUUGCGAGCAGGAAAUGGGAUUGAUGAGCAUCGCUGAGAACAGCACCAGAAGUGAAUGGAGCCAAACUGAAAGUAACACCAGGCAAAGUGCAUCUGGUGCAGAUGAAGUGAAUCCUGCGCAUUCCAUGGAGAAGUCUGGUAUUCUGGUUGGUUCCUCUUCGGUGCCUGAACGUAGUCAUGCUCGUCAUGUUGUUGGCCAGCUGUCCGGAUCUGUAAAUGCUUCAUUGCCUAAGCUGUACUCUCAUGGGGGCAAAGGUACUGGACUCCCUGAAGACGAUGACCUUUAUGAUGAUUUAGACAUGGAUGAAAUGGAAUUGAAUCUUGAAAAUUAUGACGAACUGUUUGGUGUAUCUCUCAAUCACUCUGAAGAGCUUUUCAAGAACGGCGGGAUUGAUAGCUUGUUUGGGGCAAAGAACGUGUCCAGGGAUUGUCAAGAUGCGGUUGCUGCUGAUGGGUCUUCAUUUGGACUGGGAAAUGCUCCACAGCCAGCGUGCAGUAACGCAGCAUCUGCUGAUUCUGUAAUGAGUACGAAAACUGAUCCAGUUAUCUGCUUUCCAGCAAAACAAGCACAUUCAAACCUUUCGUUUUCGGGCAUCACUGGAGAGAGUAGUGCUGGUGAUUGUCAAGAUUGUGGAGCGUCCUCAACGCCAUGGUAUCCUCCUUGCCCUGAGAGUUCCAUGCAGUCAGCUAACCGUAGUAAUGCUGUUAUGCGUUACAAGGAAAAGAAGAAGGCUCGCAAGUUUGAGAAAAGGGUGAGGUAUGCUUCUCGCAAAGCACGGGCUGAUGUAAGAAAGCGUGUCAAGGGCCGCUUCAUUAAAGCUGGUGAAGCUUAUGACUAUGACCCUUUGAACCAGGCCAGAACCAGAAGCUACUGAUGAAAAGCUGUAUGAUUUGUAUCACAGGGCCUUGGUUUCAUUGAAAGAGAAGGGUUGAUGCAAACGGCCAGGUUCUGAUGCUUCACUAAUAAAGUGGAGGAGCAGAUUUCUGAUUCUAAUCACCAUGACAGAUUGACUGAUCGUUGCAUUAUCCAGAGCGUUCGUUUCCCUUUAUGUUUCUCUAGCCGAAGUUCAUCUGUUCAAUUAUUCUCCCGGGAGGAUUCACAUUGGUCUUCCAAACCAUUACUAUGCUUGAUGCCUCGAUUAUCCCUGUUAUUAUAUUGUCCUCCUGCUCCGAUGACUCCUAUAAAAAGCGGCUGCCAUGGCAUCUUUGCGGCUGAACUUGUAGUUUCCGGUCAUUAGGUUAGCCUUGGCUUGUUAUUUUUCCCCUUUUUCUGUUCAUUUGACAUGCACAUGAUCUGUACGUAUGCCGUUGAGUGUUAUGAGCUCUGACCUAAGAGGUAAACUCGAACUUGUAAAUUUCGCUUUCAUUUUUGUUGGCCUGGGUAGACAA